This is a messenger RNA of Nerophis lumbriciformis (worm pipefish), 3969 nucleotides long. NCBI's taxonomy places the organism in Eukaryota, Metazoa, Chordata, Actinopteri, Syngnathiformes, Syngnathidae. The record is from RefSeq and is a predicted model, not a curated record.
AUGUCCACACCUUGUGAGACCAAUACUUGUCCAACACCAGGAAAAGCGUUGUGGAAGGUGAGCGCCAUGGAUCUUAGUAAAGAAAGGAAAUGGUCCAAGCUGAGGGGUCGCCUGCACAUGCUUGGCUACAAUCAGUAUCUAGGUGCAGAGUCUGUGCCGCUUGUCGAGGAGCUUUUCAGUGACCUUGUCCACACCACCGAAAGCCUACGCAAUUCUCAACAAUCAACAGUCAAGUCGGAGAAGGAAAGCCAAAACUGUGAUGUCCUCCUUGCCCGGCAGAACCAAGACCUUGAGCUUGAGCUCAUGAUGGUGAAGAGUGAGAAGGCCCAUGUGACCAAAGAGUUGAAGGCGUAUAUCACAAAACUGGAUGAAGAGAUUGGUUUGCAGAAAUCUUUAAACAAGCAGCACGUGCAAAAGAUCCACAGCCUGGAGCAGGAAUGCAAUGAAAAGGCCAGGAUCAUACAUCAACUAAGUGGGAAGAUUGCGGAAGUGCAAGCAGUAGACAUAUUUUUCAAUUUUGUGUGUUUGCGUGCUUGCAUUACACUGAUUGAUGAGCUGCAAACGACCAACAACACACUAGAGCAGAAGCUCAAUGCCGCGGGGCAAAAGUCAUCUAGCAAAGUGGCAGAGCUUACCUCAAAGAACCAUGAACUAUGUCAAGAAAUCACGGACAUACGUAACCUAGCUAAGAUGAUGGAGAUGGAGAAGAGGCAAAAGUUGAAAACAGCCAAAACGGAAGUACAAGAUCUAAAAGACAUUAUUCAUAAACAUAAGGAUGUCAUUAAAGAUUUGGAGGCUCAGCUUGGUAAAAAACGAACGGAAGUUAUUGACCCGGAGUUAAUAAAAUCACAACUUGGAGAUGAGUUGGGGAAUUUAAGAGAGCAGAAUGAGAAAUUAAAGAAAAUGGUGGAUUUUCUGUCAGUAGAGAAGAGCAGGCUGCAGGACAAAUUGCAGAAGAUGAUGUCCAUCGAAAAAGUAUUGGUGCUGGAGUUGGAGGGCUGGCGGACUAAAUAUGGCAUUUGCGGAAAGGACCGCUUGCCAUCACGUUUAGAUGCCUUUGUCAAGAGUUUAGAGGAAGAAAGGGAUUCCUAUCGUUUGGAGGCCGAACACUCUAGAAACAUUCGAGUCUACGUCACCCCUAUUUACAGUUCAGACAUGAAGAGCAGUCAUGGAAUUGAGAACGUACAACAGGAGCCUGAUGUAAUUCGGAAACUAAAAGAAGAGCUUAGACGGGUAGAAGAAAACCUCCAGCAGCACAACUUGCAUAUACAAGAUGAGAUCUCAAACCUGAAAGAGGACAAAACGUCAGAAGACAAAAUCGAACAAGAGUUGGCAGAAAAGGUUUUACUGGCGAAGGAACUUCAGGACAUGCAGCAGCAGCACGAGAAACAAAUGGCAGAUGCUAAUGUUGAAAUCUUACAACUUAAACAGAAGCUCCAAAUGACAAAAGAAAAGAUGCAGGAAUUGGAGGAAUUGAAGCUAAAGCAGACACAUGAUCCAGAAACAUCUGCUCUGAUGUUAACACUGAAAGAGAAUCUUAAAAAGGCAGAGGAGAAAGUAGAGCAAGUAAAAUCUGAAAAAGAUACACUCAAGGAAGAAUUAAAGCAACAGAAGAUGCAACAUGAGCAGCACAACUCCAACACAUUUGUCGAAAUUGCUGACCUGAAAGAGAAGCUCAGAGUGGCUGAAAAAAAAAUCCAGCAACAAAAGCAGAAUGAGGAACACAUCUCAGAUUUGCUCAAACUGAAAGAGAAGAUCAAAAUGACUGAAGAUACUCUCAGGCAGGUGAAAUCUGAAAAAGACAGACAGAUGGAAGAAUUGAAGGUAAGAAACGUCCAACAGUUGACUGCAGAAAAAGACUCACUGACUGAAGAAUUAAAACAAAAGAUUGGUUCGCACACAUCUGGUGAUAUCUCCGACCUGAAAGAGAAGCUCAGGCUAGCAGAAGAAAAAAUACAGAAGUUGACCGAAGAAAAAGACUCGCAGCACGCAGAGUGGGAACAAAAGCAACUGCAGCAUUACAAGCAAAGCGCAAAUAAAUCUGCUGAAAUCCUUCAACUGAAAAAGCAGCUCAGACAGGCAGAAGAACAACUCCUUCAGGUGACCGCAGAAAACAACUCCCUGGCUGAGGAGUUGAAGAAGCUCAGAUUGACUGAAGAAAAAAUCCUGCAAGUGACAGCUGAAAAAGACUCGUUGAUGGAGGAACUACAGCUAAAGUCCAACCUAAAUAUAUCCGAAGAACUCUCCAAACUCAAAGAGAAGGUCAGAUUGGCUGAAGAAAAACUUCUGCGGGUGACGGCGGAAAAAGUCUCACUGGAGGAAGAGUUGAAGCUGAAGCAGGAGAACCUGGAGUUGCACUCACAGGUUUUGGAAUUACAGGUCCGCGAGCGGAAUGUGGAGCGCCAGAUGGAUACCCGUUCUGCUGCACUGGUUCAGAAUGCAGAGGAGUCGCCGGGGCAGAGGACAGCAGCAUCCGGUUUUAGGCGGCAACAAGACCAAAUUCAGGAUGCGCUUUUGGACCUCCAACAAAUGCUAUCUGUGAAGACAGAUGAAUUGCACGACGCUCACAGCCAGAUGGAAAAAUUGGAGGACAUAAUCGAGUCACUGAGUAAGCAGCUUUACCAGCACAGACAGGAUGCCAAGGUCUUUCAGAUCUCUUAUUCGGCAUUGUGCUUCAAAAAGGAUGUUCUUCAGGAGGACGUGGCGAAGAAGACUAAGCGUUUGGCAGUUCUUCAUGAGCAACUGAGCAAGAAGGUUAACUUCCAUGAUAAAAAUUUUUGUCAUCUUAGAUGCACUAAUAGUCUUAACAUUUUUAUCAGCAAAGAGCAGCUAGACUUUGAACUGAAAAGCCAUGACAGAGCGAUGGCCACUCAUAGAAUGCUGGAGAACCAUCAGGAAACGCUGGGGAGACUCAAGAGAGACAACGAAUUGAUAAUCGGUGAAUACCGGAGGCUGCAGGACGACAUGGCCGCCAUCACAGAGGAGAAGCAACAUGCACUCAUGGAGAAAGGGGACGCUUUACGUGAACGGGACGAGCUAAAACAGAGAAUGAAUUCUUACGUUGAUACAGUGGCCAGGAUUGAGAACAUCUUGAAGACAAAGGAUCAGGAGAACUUGGACCUGCUGGAGCGCAUCCGCACUGCCCAUUCGGACUUGCAGGUACGGGAGCACCGUUUGAAGUGUGCGGAGGACCUCAACGGCUCUAUACGCCUGGAGCUCCUGUUAUCCGAAAAGGAACGUCAGAACCUCUGCGAAGCCCUCGGGCACAAGGAGCAAGAGGUCAAGGAGCUUAUGCAGGACUUGCAGACAUAUAAGGCACAGGCGGCAACAUUAGCCCAUGGAAUGAGUCAGCUGGAGGCAGAACUCCGUGUCCUACAAGAGGAGAAGGUGGUUCUCCUGGCUGAAUUGGCCACAGUCAGGGAUGUAUGUGUCAAAUUGGACUCUGACAAGGAAAUUGCAGCGCAACAACUUCUGCAGAAGAGCAUGGAGCUCGAGAGGGCAACCUCAAAGCAGGAGGAUGCGCUGUCGGAGGCGGCUCUCCUGAAGGAGCACCUUGCCAGUGAGAAACUGACGCUACGCAACAUGGAGGCUAUGCUGUCCACCAGUCGAAAGGAGAUGUUUCAAGCCCACCAAGCAGCUAGUGACAAGGAGGCGGAGCUAACUACUCUACGCCACAAGCUCACCCAGGCUGACAACAAGAUAAUGUCGCAUGCAAGGGAGGUGACCACUCUACGGGGGAAAGUCACUCAGCUGCAGACCCAGAUGGAGGUUCUGACUAGCAAAGUCCUCGAGCGUGAGGGUCAUCAUGGCACAUCCUCACAAGAAAUAUCCUUCAUGCCCAAGAGAGCCUCCUCGCCCAUUGACCACGCAGACGUUCCUCACCAGAUGGACCCGUACAACUCUGUACAAGAAGAGAUUAGCUUUGGGCCAACGUCACAAAAGAUUCCAGGAGAUCCUGGACUCGGGUGA